Molecule: messenger RNA, 2137 nt
Organism: Psylliodes chrysocephalus
Lineage: Eukaryota; Metazoa; Arthropoda; Insecta; Coleoptera; Chrysomelidae
Source: the annotation of a GenBank genome assembly
GUAUGGUUGAUAUUUUUUUCCAAUAUGGUUAACCGUGCUUCAUGUUCGAAUCCGGUAAGCCGAAAUCGGCCAGCCAUUUCUUGCGACGGAUGUAAAAAGGAGUUCCAUUCAGUUUGUAUCACAAAAAAUACAGAUAUAGUUAAUCUGUUAAAUACUAUACCGGGGCUCUUCUGGAAAUGCUCCGAUUGUGUUAGUAAUUACAUAUUACUAAAUCCCGCUGGUAUACAAAAUUUGGUUGAUAAUAAGUUAACUGGUGCUCUAGAUACGUUGCAUGAGGAAAUAAAAUCCAUUAAAUCAGAAGUAGCUAAAAUUACUGAGGCAGAACCACCAGAAAACCAACUAAGAUACUCAGACGUCUUGAAAGACAAAUCGCAGCCAGUCAUUAUAAUACAGCCCAAGGAUGACAGUCAAUCUCACAGUCAUACGAAGGCGGAUAUCUUACGCAAUAUUAAUCCAUGUCAGGAAAGUAUACAACUAGCUAAAGUAAAAACUGUUAGAGAUGGAGGAAUCUUAAUUGCAUGCAAGAGCAAAUCUGACAAUGAAAAAGUAAAAUCUAUUGUACAGCAAAAAAUGGCAGAAGGGUACAGCGUUAAAGAAGUUGGCGGUGUACUUAAAAAAAUCCGUAUUGUAGGCAUGACGGCAAAUCUCACAUCAACGGAAUUGUAUGAGUAUAUUAUUUCCUGUAACAGUAACGUUUUUUCUGAGGAGUCGGUCUGUAGAAUUGUAAAAGUAUUUCCUACAAAAAAGAAUAAUAAUAUUUAUCAAGCAAUUAUACAGGUAGAUAAAACGGUAUAUGAAAGAGCAUUAAAUUCGGGUAAUUUGUUUGUUGCGUAUGAUAGCUGCGUUGUGUAUGACGCACUGGAAGUAUACAGAUGUUUUAAGUGCAACGAGUUUAAUCAUUCUGCUCAGAGAUGCACAAAAAACAUCUCCUGUCCUGUUUGCGGUGAAGCUCACGAUCUUAAAGAUUGUAAAUCAAGCACAAAAAAAUGCUCCAAUUGCGUCAAACUAAAAAAUACAGCUCUUGAUAUUAACCAUGCGGUAUGGGAGAGGCAAAAGUGCUCCGCUUACAUUGAGAAUUUGAAUAAGCUGAAAUCUAACUUAAGUAAAAUAAAUUAGCAAUCACUGACUAGUUCUCGGCUACCCCAGGUAGGUACUUCUCGAGUACAGUCACCUCUUAUAAAUUUGGAAAAUAAAAUAUCAAUUCUUUAUCAAAAUGUUCGAGGUCUUAGAACAAAAACAACUGAGUUUUUUAGUUCUAUAUCCCAAACUGAAUUCAAAAUUAUUGCCUUAACAGAAACUUGGCUGGAAUCGUCAAUAAAUAGUUCAGAACUGUUUUCGUCCGAUUUUAAUGUUUUUAGAAAGGAUCGGAAUUAUGAUGUGAGUGAUACAACUAGAGGCGGUGGGGUGUUGAUCGCGGUACAUGAGGAAUUUAUAUCUACUUACAUUAAUGUACAAGAGCACUCUUUUCCCGAUUUUAAUUUUAUAGAUUUAAUAUUAGUAAAAAUUAAGCUUAAUUUAACGUCCUUAUAUAUAUGUAACCUGUAUAUCCCACCAAAAACCCCACUUGGUGAAUACGAACAAUUGUUUGAUUCUCUGGAGACAUUAGAUUUUUUACAUGAUUGUAAAUUUAUAAUGAUAGGUGAUUUUAACAUACCUGAUUAUGUAUCUAACAUUCAAACUAAUCUUAAAUUAAAUAGCUUAAAUAAUUUUGCCGACGUUCUAGAUUUGAUUCAACAUAACUUUGUAUUCAAUGAUUACAAUAAGCUCUUAGACUUGAUGUAUUAUAAACAUUUCUGUUUGGUUGAAAAAUCUUUAGAACCUUUGGUAGAAGAAGAUAAAUAUCAUCCGGCUUUAGAAAUUACUUGUAGAAUAAACGAAAAAAAGCAAUAUAAGAAAAAUCUUGAAUCCUCUUACACGAAUUGCUACAAUUUUCGUAAAGCAAAUUUUCCACUCUUGUAUGAAAUGUUAUCUACUGUGAAUUGGGAUUUUUUGGAGGUUUUCUAUGAUGCUGAAGAUGCCUGCACGUACUUUUAUGGUAAAUUAUACAAUAUACUAGAUCAGUGUAUACCUAAAUAUACUGUAAGUAAUAAAAGAAAAUAUCCUCCGUGGUUUAAUGGUUCUAUUAUUAAGAAACUUC